GCAUCGUCUGCCACCGUCAUCCAUCCCACCAUGUUCGUUGCACGCAUUACUGCCGCUCGUCGCCUUCCUCAAGUUGUUCUAACACCAAAGAGGUUCAGUUCCAGCUACAAAGAAGGAAGUGUUGCUCAAUCCAAGGGGUUCAAGGAUAAGGAAAGUGCACAUGAGAACGAAUAUAUUCAUAAACAAGAACUUCUCAAGUUGAAGGCUAUGGUCGAGCAGCAGAAAGCUGAGCUCGAAAAACUGAAACAAGAGACUCAGGAUCUCAAGAACAAGAAGUAAAUUAAGUGGGGGAUACAGAACGUUCUAUUUGUGUACCCUUUUCCUUAGCAUCAUAAAAAUUUCAUGGCAUUCAACUAUUCAACUCUUCGAGGACCAGGCCUUGCACAGGCACAAUCGUAAAACUGCCGAGAGACCGUCAAUGAAUAUACAUUUCGUGUUUAUCUAUCUGACUGUACCUGGGCACAAUCGUAAAACUACCGACAGACUGUCAAUGUGACCAUCCUACAUAGCGUGCUCUAGACUCGUGUCGCUCUUGGCGCGUUGGAAUGCCACCUUCGGGAAACGUGCGGGGUCUGGCUCUCUCGGUCGCUUUGUCGCGCAAUAUGGGCUCACAUCGGUAAAAAGGGUAAACUCGACAUGAUUGAGAUUAUGGAAGCGGCGUUUUACAAAUACAUACAAGAUUGCAGCUUUCAAACGCGAGUAACUAAUCUAUUUUAACCAGAUUGUAGGUAUAAUUGGCAUGUUAUUAUAUGUAUGUGCUGCGGUGUAGUUUGACAUGGCUCGGCAAGGCCAAGACCAGGUGUGCGAGUUCGGGUUGGGGUGAAGGACUAGAAGUGAUGUCCAACCCUGUUCUCCAAGAAUGAAUGGAUAACAGUCCGUUUUAAUCGAAUAUUCAACCCGUCUACUCCUCUGGGAUGGACCUGAGAUGCUGAUGCCGCCUGGGUACGCGGGAGGGCGUCUGAGAUGGUUUCUGGGGUAGCGGGGUGGAGUAGAGGAUGUAUGGCUCGUCUUCAGGGAUCGAGGUGAGGUGGUAAGCUCGUGUCUCCAGUAUGCUAUGUCUGUUCCUGCGAUGGCCCUUUACAGAGGGAGAUGGGGCAACGCGUGGCCCGGGAGUGACUGUGUAAGUCGAUUGGGAUUUGAGCCAUGUUUGGACUUUGUGUUCACCAGUGCUCUGGUUUGCUAGAAACUGGCGGCGAGCGCGUCUCUGAGCGGGAGACUCGACAAAUGGUUGUUGUCGGGAUGAACUGGCGUAGGAGUGAGAGAGCAUGUUGUAGGAGGAGGCGCGGACAAGGGAACAAGA
Molecule: messenger RNA, 1300 nt
Organism: Marasmius oreades (fairy-ring Marasmius)
Lineage: Eukaryota; Fungi; Basidiomycota; Agaricomycetes; Agaricales; Marasmiaceae
Exons: 6
Coding region: 31-279 (82 amino acids)
Source: RefSeq, a predicted model, not a curated record